AUACAGCACCACAUAUAGCACGGGCAAAGUCAACUGAGUCUCAAACAACCCUGCAGCAGACAGCUGAAGAAUGAAGGUGCUGGUAUUUGCUCUUGUUCUGGUGCUUGCGGUGUCCAGUGGUUGGGCUCUGGACUGCUUCCACUGCGUACCUGCGAAAGCAGGUGGAGCAUGUGAGGUCACCAAGGUAACCUGUCCUGCAGAAAAAGAUGCCUGCGCUGCAGCCAAGUUCCUCAGAGCACCAUAUGGACACUAUCAGAAGUGCUUGGCCAUGUCAGACUGUGAAAUGCUGAAGCAGAACGCCUACAUUCGCAUCAAAUGCUGCCAGGAAGAUGCCUGUAACACUUUCUGAUCAGGCUGACCUUUGACCUCAUCUACUGCCCGUGUCCUCUGAUGUGUUUGUGGAUGGCAGUUACUUUUCGGUGCAUGAGAACAGAAAACUCAGUGUCAUGUGCAGAAAAUAAAGAUAUGAAACAA
Messenger RNA from Pygocentrus nattereri (red-bellied piranha), 474 nucleotides. RefSeq names its product lymphocyte antigen 97, tandem duplicate 3 (gene ly97.3). Bases 71 to 349 code for a protein of 92 amino acids. The transcript is spliced from 4 exons. The record is from RefSeq and is a predicted model, not a curated record. Lineage: Eukaryota; Metazoa; Chordata; Actinopteri; Characiformes; Serrasalmidae.